AUGAGUACAUUACCCAUCUCAACCAAAACUAAUAACCCAAAAGCUUCAACCAACCCAAACAUAACCUACCUCCACCCCCAAUACUUCCCCAACCACCACUCCGAACGCGUCAAGAUAAAAUACGGCCCCUUCCUCGUCCCCGGAAACGACAUGGCAGGCUUCCAGCUCCGCAAUGUCACAAAACCAUGCUCAGACUGCAAAAUAACAUUCUUCCAAGCUGACCUCGAAUACGAAGACGGAAGCUACGCCAACGCCAACACAGGAAUGUGGCUCCAUCACAUGGUCCUCUUGAACCCGACUCAACGCGACACUGUCUGUCCCACACAUCCCGAACGUAUAUUCGCCAGCGGGAAUGAAAGGACAGCUGCCAAUAUCUGCGUCGAUGGCACAAAAGAAGCAGGCUACCACCUGACCCCCACCUCCACACUCCUCCUCACCACCGAACUCAUGAAUGAAACGCCGCACCCGACAUUCGUCUACAUAACCGUCACCUACGAAUACAUCCCCUCCCCGCCGCCCACCUUCCGGCCCGUCAAGAUCGUCUGGCUGGACAUCGGAUCGUGUUCUGAAUCCGAGUAUCCCGUCCCGGUGGACGAGACGGCGUUUUCGAUCACUGCUGCCCCGUGGAUUGCCGAUAUUUCGGGUGACGUGCUGUUCGCGGCCGCGCAUCCGCAUGAUGGGGGCGUGGAGCUGGAGGUGCUGAGGGGGGGAGAGGGGUUUUGUACGAGUAUGGCGACGUAUGGGGGGACGGAGGGGUAUAGAGAGGGGGAUGGGAUGGAGCAUAUUAGUAGUAUGUCUGUGUGUACGGGUUUGGGGAGGAUGGACGUGGGUGCGGAGUGGGGGGUUGUGGCGAGGUAUGAUUUGAAUGAGCAUGCGCCCAUGGUGGGUUUGGAGGUGAUCCCCGAGCCGAUUAUGGGAAUUGCGUUGCUUUAUGUUGCGCAGGAUGGUGCUUGA
Mollisia scopiformis is the source of this 954-nucleotide messenger RNA. RefSeq lists its product as uncharacterized. The transcript has 2 exons. The record is from RefSeq and is a predicted model, not a curated record. Lineage: Eukaryota; Fungi; Ascomycota; Leotiomycetes; Helotiales; Mollisiaceae. The coding region runs from base 1 to 954 and encodes 317 amino acids.